CAUGGCCCUACUGGAGUAAAGAGCAAUAAGAAGGACCGCGAGCACUACUGGAAAAGAGAGGGAAAAGAGGGGGUGCUAGAUAACUGGCACAAGUGGAGCUACCACAUCGUUUGUCCGCAACUUAUUGUUGACCGUCCGACUAAUUGCGUCCCCGCAAAUCAUGACAACUACCACGAAGACAACGCGCAGGAAGGGCUGAAACGUUAUUACGCUUUCUACUACCUCUUUGUAAAUUUUUUUUUUUGUUGAUCCAUUCGGAUUUCGAAGUACGUCGGAUUUCGUUCGAGUUGAGAGCUGAUAUCUCGCUCGAAAAGGACUCUCUAGUAGUACAAUUUUGCAGUAGAUAGUACUCGACUACUGUCUCCUAGAAUACUUGUUGAACUUAGAAUACUCUGUAGUAUUAGAUAUUGUUCCUGCACAACUAGAAAGAUGCAACAAACUAGUUGUUGUAUUGCCUCUAAGAAUUUCUUGAUGAAGCUGACAAUCUGGAGACGAAGAUGAGCCAGCACGAAGCGUUGCAGAGGACUAUUAAGGACUUCUUUUUCCACUUGGAGGACAACUUCGAUCCCGAAGUUCUGCAGCUGGGCAAAAUUCUACGACGGGAGAUGCUACGACCACCUCAAAAAUGGAAGAAGAAAGGUCGCAGGAAAAGGCGGAGCACCAGUGAAGCACCUUCUACAUCUUGUUUAUCCACUAUUCAGCACCGUGUAGAUGUACAACGAGACGAACCAUCAGCAAAGCAACACUUUAUACGCAUCGAUCAUGCUUCUGCUCCGGUUGGUGUGGACGAGCCCAGAAAUGAAGGCUUUUCCUCGCGAACGAGCUCAACUUCAUCAUCGACUCCUCUCAAAAACCUGUUAAUGCACGACCGGAGGGA
Molecule: messenger RNA, 877 nt
Organism: Amoebophrya sp. A25
Lineage: Eukaryota; Dinophyceae; Syndiniales; Amoebophryaceae
Source: the annotation of a GenBank genome assembly